Molecule: messenger RNA, 1192 nt
Organism: Paraphaeosphaeria sporulosa
Lineage: Eukaryota; Fungi; Ascomycota; Dothideomycetes; Pleosporales; Didymosphaeriaceae
Exons: 1
Coding region: 281-1012 (243 amino acids)
Source: RefSeq, a predicted model, not a curated record
CGCAUGCAGCCUACUUAGACUAAAUCCCUACAGCACUACCUACUCUCCAUCUGCUAUUCACAGCGAUGUCCUUUAUACUUGGCUUGUACCGAUUCUGGCGGGAAGAACGCAAGAGGCCCGCAGUGAACGCUGAAAAGAAAGUCGAGUUUGAACAAUGGGAGAAGAGUGCCACAGUCGGUAAGAAGUGAGCCUGCUUAGACAUACACAGAGCUAAUCAUGACCCUGGGCAGACGACAUACGAACCCUCUUCCUAGCCACCCUCACAGAGGGAAACCAAGACAUGCACGGGGCUGUCAUCAAGCGCGCUCAAAUUGAACAGUUCAACGUAGACAUGGCAGCUUUUGCCAAAUCCCCCAAUGAAGAAAUAGAGAUGCACUCAGUUACCGACCGUCUAGUCCAGGUUCAGCACCAGGCCGAGAAGCACAAUGCUGUGAUCGGCGCAAUUCCAGCCCUGGAAGCUCUGAUCACCUCGCACGCGCACUUCCCAUUCACAAACCCAGUCAUGCUCACAAGAGACGCCCUGCUCCGAGCAGUCCUGCUUCUGACAGACCACGCCAGCUUACCCUUCAGGCAAGCAUGCCAGGUAGGAGAUGACUACGAGAUACGGACGCACUCGGAGAAAGAGCGACUCAGGUUCAUCUACUCGGCUCUAGCAUGUUCUCCUAUCGGAGUCCCAACACAGGACGACGUUCUAGAUGUUGUGAGUAGAGUGGAGUACCCGUGGCGAACGUGGGCAAAGGGUAUCAUUAGGCGCCAACUUCUGGAUGACUUUAGGCCGUUAGCGGAACGGCUGGCACCAGCGAGGGAUGUAGAGGUGCCGGAGAGUCUGCCAGUAAAGAAAUUGGAACCGUUGCGAGAGCUCGCGACGGCGUUUCCACUGCGGUGGGGAGAUCCUGCGGCGGUUGUGGGGUUUGGAGGCGAGGGAGCUGUGACAAGGGAGCAAUUUGUCGAAUGGGCAACUAAGGUAAGAAAUUAUCCUCGAGCUAUGGUAUUGUACUUGGCUAAAUCGUAACAGGUUCAACUGCUGGAUGUUUUGGAUCAAGUGUUUGGUGUUCUUGUACAUGAUGGAGAGGAUGUUGCGCUCUCAUCCGACUCUGAGGAGUGAAGCUUCGUUAAAGUUCAUUUCGAAACCUGUAACCCGAUGAUCUUGUGUUGUAGACGUACAUUUGAACUCGUGAAGAAUAAACAUGCG